AGAUUAUCAAUAUCAACAGGCAAAUAACAAUGUUUUCGGUGAAUCGCGGGUCUUACCUCGCUCUACUCCUCCAAGGUAAGAUAAAUCGGCGGCAGCGUUCGCCUCGGAUUGUCGUUUAAAUUUAACUUUGCUAAAAAUACCGCUUGCGGAAAACUUGGAGAAAAUUCAGUUUUAGAGCGAUGGAAUCCGGUAUAGUGUGUCAGAUACCGCAAGCUCCAGAAAAUAGUGGCCAAAGCGAAAAUAACAACAACGGCGAAGAUGCGGGUCAGCAAUCGAGUGAGGACAAUAAAACUGCACAGGAAAAUAAUGAAAAUAGGCAAGCUGCCACCGAAACACAAGCUAAAUUGAAAGCAAAAACUCCCGAUAAAGACUUGCCUCCUCUGCAGCCGCUUGCGAAGAAACCCAGGCAGAAAAGGAGGAUCAUCCAUCGGGACACAGCAAAGAGGGAAUCGACCCCAAUACGGUACUUGGGGGAUGAAGAUGCGGCCCAGUUAGAAGAAGAAAUUGCGGCUGAGAGGCACAACAAUCAAAAUGGCAAAGAGUGGUCUUCGAGCAGCACAAGCGAGAACAUCAGCCGCCAAGGCAGUUUUCGCAAAGGCCACGCGAAGAAAGAAAGCAUCUCAGAUCUGGCGCAGCAGGAGCUAAAAUCGCUCUUCAACAAAACGAAGAAAUCCAUCAGUUCGGCUGCUCAAAGAGGCCGCGAGCGCUUCAGGAAAUACGAGCAACAGUUGGCGAAGCGUAGCCAAUCGGCGCCGCAGAAGUUCGUCGAAGAGUUGCAGGAGAGUUUGGAGAAAGUCCAGCACAACGACGCGAGUUUGAGGAGGAAAUACUCCGAUUCGGAUUUCACUGUUGCAUCUAAAGCGGCCUUUGAACUAAGUCCGCAGAUGCAGCUGCAGCUGCUGCGCCAAAGAAAACCCCCGCUGGCUUCGGCCAAAAUCAUCGAGGUUCUAGACGCGAAAACUUGCAGCGUGGUGCAGCGGAAAUGCAUCGCAGCCUCUGGAAAAACCAAGCAAGUCGUUCUGAGCAGCUUCAGAACCUUGUCCAUAAGGGAACUGUUCCGGAACUACCAAAUCCACAAAAGACAGUUCCAUCGGGAGUACAAUCAAAUCAAACGCACAUUCCGUCGAUGCUGUUGUGAACUGUUUUUGAUCAUGGUGUUUUGCGGCUUGGGAGGCCUCAUGUUCAAAUUCACUGAGGGCACGUUCGAAACGUACUACAAGUGCGGAGUUAAGAGAGUGAAGCGAGACUUUAUCGACUUGUUGUGGCUGAAGAGCCACAACUUGAGGGAGGACGACUGGAAGUCCUUGGCCAGGAGCAGGCUGAGGAAGUUUGAGGAGGAGCUGCAUAGCGCGCAUGAGGCGGGCAUGACCGAUUACAGUGGCAUGCGAUCUUGGAGUUUUUUGAAUGGGAUUGUUUAUUGUUUGACGAUUUUAACUACCAUCGGCUAUGGACACAUGUUUCCCAAAACUCACACAGGAAGAGCCCUCACCAUCGUCUACGCCCUGAUAGGAAUUCCACUUUUCCUGAUUGCCCUCACUGAUUUCGGGAAAUUAUUCACCAGAGGCAUCAAGUUCGUGUGGUCGUUUGUCCGCCGCCUGUACUACACUGGGAGUUGCCGAAAAGUGCGGAAAAAUGCCAAUAUGGACGACAUUUUCAAAGGCGCUCAGAACCUCUACGACUACGCCACCUUCAAAAGACCCUCACUGUUCGACCCGACCAGCCCCAUGCCGCCCGAAUCGGAAAGCCAACAGCAAACGGAGACGCCCACCACCCCAGCGAUUUCCAACUUUGAAAUCGACGACGAAUUCAACCUCCCCAUCUCCGUAGCUCUUUUCAUCCUCGUUUCGUACAUUUUCUGCGGCGCCGUCAUGUACAUGGUGAUCGAAAAAUGGAACUUCUUCGAAGCCUUUUACUUCGUCUUCAUUUCCAUGUCCACCAUCGGCUUUGGCGACUACGUUCCUCGCGAUCCUGUUUUCAUGAUCGGCUCCAUCAUCUACCUGGUGUUUGGGCUGGCUUUGAUGUCGAUGUGCAUCAAUGUGGUGCAGGCCAAGCUGAGCGACACUUUCAAGCAGGCGUCUUCGAAGAUCGGAGCCACCAUUGGUCUGGAGGUGGACGAGGAAGGCAGCGUUAUCAUGGCAGCUCCGGAGAAUAUCGAAGAAAUCACUCCUGUGAGGGUGGAGAUUGCCAACGAAGUAGCCGAGGCGAAAUGAGUGGGUUCUUGAUUGGUCAAUAAAUAUUUUAUUAUUUAAAA
Messenger RNA from Dendroctonus ponderosae (mountain pine beetle), 2251 nucleotides. RefSeq lists its product as uncharacterized. Gene Ontology annotation, molecular function: potassium ion leak channel activity. The record is from RefSeq and is a predicted model, not a curated record. Gene Ontology annotation, biological process: stabilization of membrane potential; potassium ion transmembrane transport. The transcript has 4 exons. Gene Ontology annotation, cellular component: membrane. Bases 180 to 2210 code for a protein of 676 amino acids. NCBI's taxonomy places the organism in Eukaryota, Metazoa, Arthropoda, Insecta, Coleoptera, Curculionidae.